Acanthosepion pharaonis is the source of this 1752-nucleotide messenger RNA. NCBI's taxonomy places the organism in Eukaryota, Metazoa, Mollusca, Cephalopoda, Sepiida, Sepiidae. The record is from the annotation of a GenBank genome assembly.
AUGUUGGUUUAUUUCCUGCUGCACUCAAUCGACUUACAUUUGGUUUUGUUCCCAACAUUCUCUCCUCGUUCCCGACAUUUUCUCUUUCUUCGUCGGCCUUUUCUUGCGGCUCUGUUUGCUUCUUGCGUUGCUCAGUCUGUAUACAAGCUCAAACUUUGCUUCUUCGAAGUUGUAUUUUCUUCUCUAUCUUUAACUCAUUGGCAACAACUUUCAUAUUAUUACUUACCUCGUUUUGGAUUUGUGAUUUUUCUUUGUUUUAUUUCAUGUUCUGAUUAUUUAACCUUUUCUUUUUUCUUUCUAUAUUUAUUUCUUUUUUGCAUUUUCCUUUUUUCUCUUUUCCUUAUUUUAUAUCUUUUUAUUGUUCGUUUUAAGUUUUUUUUUUCUCUGCUUAAUAUUUUUCUUCUAUCCUUACUUUCUCCUUUUCUUUUUCUCUGUUUAAUAUCUUCUUAUUUUUCUUUUAUCAUUACUUUCUCCUUUUCUUUUUCUCUGUUUAAUAUCUUUUUCUUUUUCUUUUAUCAUUACUUUCUCCUUUUAUUUCUUCGUUUUAUUCGUUGUCAUAUUUUUUCCUUUUCCCCUUUUCUCUACUUUAUAUCUAUUUUUUUUAAUUUCCUUUUUAACUGUUUCCUUUUAUUUGUUCUCGCUUUUGAUUUCUUUCUAUCUUUCUUUCAGUUUUAUAUUUUCUCUUUUUUCGCGCUUUAUUCUCAUUAUCUUUUUCUUUUUUCUUUCUUUCUGCUUUUCUGUGAUUCUCUAUACUGCCAUUUUUCUUUCCUUUUUUCCUUCCUUUCUCUUUUCUCCGUUUUCCUCUGUUUUUCUCUACUUUUCUCUAUUUUUUCAUUCCUCUCUCUUCUUUCUCUGUUUUCCUUUCAUAUUUCUUUCUAUUUUCUAAAAUUUCAUCUUUCCUUCUUCUUUCUUUCUGUAUUCCCCUUUCUUUAUCUGUUAGUUUCUUGGAUGAUUUUGAUUUUUUGGAUUCUCUUUCUUUGUUCAUUUCUUUCUCAUAUUUUUCUCAUCUUUCUUUCUAUAUAUAUAUUACAAAUAUAUUUUAGUUGGUAUUGUUUUUUUCUGAUUCUGCCAAUAAUUUUAUUUCUUUAUUUUUUUCUCUCUGAUUUACUCGCCACUUUCUUUUUAAAAUAUGUAUUUUUCGGUCUUUGCCUUUCAUUUCUUUUCCUUUUUCUUUCCUUCUCUUCUCUAUUAUUUUCUACUUCAUCUCUUUCUUUUCUCGUAUUAAUUUUUAUUCCUUUUUAUUAUUUAUUUAUUUAUUUAUUUUCCGUAAUAUGUUGUCUUUCUUUCACUCUUACUUACAUCCUUCCUUCCUUCCUUCCUUUCUUUCUUUAUUUUUUUAUUAUUUAUUUCUUUCUUUCUUUCUUUCUUUCUUUCUUUCAUAAUGCCUUUUCUGUACCUUUCUUAGUAAUAUCUAUACUAUUAUAUUUUUUCUUUCCUCAAUUUUUUUUUAUUUUUACACAUUUUCUACUUUUUCUAUUUGUAUUAAAUAUUUGCCUUUUUUGUUUUCUUUCCAAUGUGAAGAAAGAAUAUUUCCUUUUAUAUUCACCCUUUCUUCGCUUUUCAGUUCUGUUUAUUUUGCUGUCUUUCUUUCUUUGUUUCUCCUUCUUUCUUUCUUUCUUUCUUUCUUUCUUUCUUUCUUUCUUUCUUUCUUUCUUUCUUUCUCAUUCUUACUGUCUUGAUGUUCUCCCCCUGCUUUGUGAAUUCUUUUCAUUUCAAUUUACCUCUCUUUCAUUUCACUUCCAUUUUGAAUAA